Schistosoma rodhaini is the source of this 3858-nucleotide messenger RNA. NCBI's taxonomy places the organism in Eukaryota, Metazoa, Platyhelminthes, Trematoda, Strigeidida, Schistosomatidae. The record is from the annotation of a GenBank genome assembly.
AUGAUUAUACUACUGAUAAUAUUAAAUAUUAGUAGUAGUAGUAGUAGUAGUAAUAAUAAUACAGCAAGUUUAUUAAUGAUACAAAGAUCUAUACGACGUAAUCGUCAGUAUACAUGUAAAAGUCGUGGUACAACAAUUGGUAGUAAAUCUGGCAUUGUAGUCUGUCGAGUGGAUAAAUCUCAUCGUAAUCAAUGUAGAGCAUGUCGAUUAACUAAAUGUCUUGAAGUUGGCAUGAAUAAAGAUGCUGUUCAACAUGAACGUGGACCAAGAAAUUCUACAUUACGACGACAAGUUGCAUUAUUUAUGACUAAUGAUCAUCAAACUUUAAAUAAAUCACAUACACAUCGUCAAUCUAAUUCAUUAUAUCAUCAAUAUCCAUUGCCAUAUCAACAAUUAACUCAAUCAUCUAUGCCAUAUUCACAAAUACCAAUAACAACACAAUUAAUACAUCCAAAUCCUUUAUUGGAUAUGACACUAGGUCAUUCAAUGCAUACAAAUAACAUUAUGAAUGAUAAAGAUAAUGAACAACAAUCAUCAGAAAAUUCUUUAUCCAUAAAUAAUAUAUUAAAUUUUACAAAUCCAACUUUUCUAUCCUUAAAAGAUUUCUAUGAAAAAUUACAUAAUCAUCUUCAUAAUAAUAAUAAUAAUGAACAAAUGAAAUUUGUUGCCAUGGAUGCAAUGAAAACAUCAUAUAUUUUAAAAAAUUUUGAAAUUUUUCAAAAAUAUAUUAAUUUAAAUAAUAAUAAUAAUAAUAAUAAUAAUAAUAAUCAUAUUGAUAUUAAAACAACAUGGAAUAAAGCAUUAACAUUUGCUAAAUUAUGUUUACCUGAUUUAUUUACAUAUUCAAAUGUAUAUAAUCAUAAUAAUCAUAAUAUUGAUUAUCAAUAUAUUGAUUAUACAAAAUCAUUAUUAUAUUUUCAAUCAAUAUUAAAAUCAACCAAUCAAAUUUAUGAUGAAAAAUCAAUAAUAUGGCCUUGGUUUCUAUCAAAUUAUAAUCAAUUCACUGAUUCAUUAUUACAAUCAACUUGUAUGAAUAAUAAUAAUAAUACUGAUCUGAAACAGAAUCAUCAUAAUGAUAUAAUUGAUCUCAAUAAUCAUAAUGAUCAUUUAAAUUUAAUUCAGAAUUGUACUACUGAUUCAGGGAAUAAAAUGACUAAUUUAUUAUUACCUACAAUUCCAAUAAUGACAUCAACAAUAACUACCAUGGUAACAUCGAGUCCAAUUAAUUUUCCUCAAUUAUCACCUGAUUAUUUUUCAUUAUUAAAUUUAUCACAAACUAUGAUGAUGAAUAUAAAUGAUAAAUAUAAGAAUUGUUUAAAUACAUGGUUUUUAGAUGAAAAUCAAUCAGUGGAGAAGAAAUGUGAUUUAGUACAUCAAAAGGAAAAUCAACAACAUUGUCAACCAUUACCUCCAUCCUAUUCAGAAGCAAUCAAAAAUCAAAUCAAUGUAUCAAAUGGUUUAUUAUUAUUAUCAUCAUCAUCAUCAUCAACAAUGAAUGAUUUAAAUAAAACAAUAUUGGAUACAACAACUAUUGAAUGUUCAAUGUCUAAUCGAUCCAAUGAUAAUAAUAAUAAUAAUCCGUACUAUGCAUAUUCCUCAUCAUCCUCAUCAAUUCCUUCUUCACCUAUUCUUAAUGGAUUCUUACCAUUUACAUCAUUCUCUUCUAUGCCUUCAAUAUCUCAUUGUAAUAGUUUUCCAUUGAUUCAUUCAUAUAAUUUAUCCACAUCAAUAUCAUCGUCAUCAUCGUUGACGACAACAACGUUAUCUUCACCACCGUUGACAGUCACAUCAACAUCAACAGUCCCAUCAAUAUCAUCACAGAAUAUUUCAUUACCAUUGAAUAUUAUUCAAUUUUAUUUAAGUCAAUUAUUAUAUCAACUGAUUAAUUGGUUAUGUCAAUGUAGACCAGAUAUAAAAAUGAUAAAAUAUUUUAAUUAUUCUAUUAAUAAAUAUAAUAUGAUACAAUUAAUGUGUCAACAAUGGGAUUAUUUAUAUGGUUUUACAUUAUUUUUAGAAUUUUAUAAAAUGUCAUUAGAUGGUACCAUGACUACUACUAGUACUACUAGUACUACUAGUACUACUAGUACUACUACUACUGCUAUCAAUACUACUACUAAUGAUAAUAAUAAUAGUAGUAGUGAUAGAGAUGAAGCCAAUGAUCAAUCAAUUAUUUUUAACAAAAUGCAUUAUUUAUGGUUAGAAUUUGUAUGUAAACCAUUAGUUACUUCAUGGAGUAAUGGAAUGAAAUUAGAUACUGAUUUAUUCACUAAUUUAUCAGAAUGUAAUUUAAUUACUCAAUUAUUUACUCAAUUAAUUAUAUUAAAAUUAAAUGAUGAAGAAAUUGAUUGGUUAAAAAUGAUGAUCUUAUUUAAUUCAACAACAGAUCAUUUUCGGAUUGAUUCAUUUGAAUUACCACAAAAUUAUUUAUUUAAAUAUUAUCAAAUUAUUUCUAAAAAUUUAAAUGAUCCAUUACGUUAUAAACAAUUAAUGACUCUUAUUCAAACAAUUUAUUUAUGUAUUAAUUUAAAAUUUAAUUUAUCUAAUAUAUGGAUUAAAUAUUAUAUACAAUAUAUAUUUCAAUUAAAUAAUGAAAAAUUUAAUUCAUUAAUUAAAUCUAUGUUAAUAACAGCUAUAGAUACUACUGAUAUGUUAAUAAGUAGUAAUAAUAACAGUAAUAAUUAAUUAAUCAAUUAAAUAUCGAUUAUUAUGAUUAUUUAAUUGCACUUAGAAACAAUAAACAGACAACUAAAAAAAUAGUCUCUAUUGAUUAUUAUUCAAGUUCCAUUCAAAAAAAAAAUGUAUACAUAUUGAAUGAUAUGUUGGUGUUACUCUCAAAUCCUCCCUUCCCCCAUGCAACACACACAUCCACGUAUAUAUUUAUUCACUUUAUUUAAAUGAUGUUAGCAAUAAUUAAGAUGUUUUUUUUUUUUUAAAUCUUAACUAUGCAUAUACUUUUUAAUUCGUUGAAAAAAUUUCAUCGACUUUUUUAAAAAAAAAUUCUAGUUCAAUGAUCUCUUUAAAUGAAUACAUAAAUAAGUUCAGGAGUUUAAAAGUUACAUAUAUAUAAGUACACACAUACACAUUUAUAUACACACACACACACUUUUACACACCUACACACACACACUAAUAUGCACUCGAGAAAAGGAAACAGAUGAAAAAAAAAUCAUAAUUUUCGGGGUUUUCUUUUUUUUUUUUUUAAAAAAAAUUUUAAUUCCUCUAUUUUUUGUUGUUUUUUUUCACCUUAUUUUAUUACAAGACAAAAACAAACUUUCUCUUUAGUUCUUACGAAUUGUAGUACAAGUUUUAUUUUACCAAAGAUAAUUUAACUCUAAAGAGAAGACGUUUUAAACGAGAAAAAACUAUGAAGCUUCUUCAUGUAAUGAUGUUAUGAUAGAAAAAUUUUCGACUUUCUGAAUUAUAUUACUUAUAUUGAUAUUAAUAAGUAGUAUCAAUGAGUACUAUACAUAAUUAUAUAUAAUAAUGAAUUACUAUUAGUUGUUUCAUUAAUCAAUCAACUAAUAGAUGAGUAGGAUAUAAAAAGAAUAAUAGAUGAACACAUAUAUAUGUGGAUUGAUUUAUGCACAAAUAUACAUAUACAUUGUCACUUAUGAUAUUUUAAUGAAAUUACAGGGUUACAUUCAAAGAUACAACAUAUAUACCCUUUUUUUAUAUACCCUACCAUAUAUAUAUAUAUAAAACAAACCGAGUAUAACACCAACCUACUCAAAAACUUUUGUUUCUUUAUUAUUGAUUUUUUCUUUCUUUUUUGUUUUCUUCACCCAAUUUUUUUUUGUUGCUAUGCAAUUUGCACUUGAUAAUCCCUAAUACUACUAUUAUUAUUAUUAUUAUUAUUAU